Pocillopora meandrina is the source of this 5144-nucleotide messenger RNA. The record is from the annotation of a GenBank genome assembly. NCBI's taxonomy places the organism in Eukaryota, Metazoa, Cnidaria, Anthozoa, Scleractinia, Pocilloporidae.
CCGUAAACCAGACCCUCUUAGGAUCGUCAUCAUUUGCUGUAAACGUAGGUUUUGCGCCACGAAAACUUGUAAGCGUAGUUUGUUCAGCUUUUCAGCUCUGCAGUAACAAAACUGGAUAGGACAGAAUGAACGAGAGGGUAGCCGAGCCAGAGCAAACCGGAUGUUCAAAAAUUCGUGGGGUUUGGUUGCUAUGGUGUGACGUCAUGAUCCGGCUCAGUAGCUAUCAUCGCUUUCGAUUUGUGGUUUCAACAGGGGAGCGUUCGGUGAUUACAUUAGCACCGUUGUGUACAACCUCCAAUGGCGUCAAUCCUGUUUAUUUUGAGGGGCUGGAUUUUUCUUUUGACAUUUCUUGAGGUUGAAUUUCAGACAUUACUCACAAGAGCGGGAAAUUUGUUCUCAUUUCGAUCAGGUGCUGUGCGGCAUGGAUGCCUUCGAUAUUCGAAGAGCUGAAUUGCUGCACUCCACGAGCGAUUCGAGGGACUGGUGUCUCCUGAAUUCCAAAAUAUGCGGCAUUCCUCUAGGAAAAUUCAUGUCGAGUACCCCUUUGGUGUCAAGCUUUCCAAAAGAAUUUAACACAGUGCAACUCUCGAAUCUUAAAAAUGGCGGGCACUUGGAUCGACAACUAGUUCACAAAGAAGAGGUAUUCAUAGCCUCUUCUUUCGGCGUUGUUUCCGCGAUACUUCGGCAAAACUAAAAGCGGGCGAAGAAGAAAAGUACAGUUGGUUGGUUGAUGGCAUCAACAGCCUAAAUAUUGGCCAAGAUAAUGAAGAUUGCCAAACAGCGACUGACACACGUGACAACAACAAGGACAAAAUUCAUGACCCUGUACAAACAGUAUUUGGAGUCGAUUCAAGGUCAGCCAUAUCCAUAGAGGAUAUCGAGAAGAGUCAAGAUGAAAAUCUUAAGCUUAAGGCUGAACCUGAAGUUGUGCUUUCCCAGUUAGAAGCCCUUCGAGAUGAGGUGAAAAACGGCGGUCAAUCGACGCUGACCUCAGGCAUACAGGACCCGGCAAAGGACAACCCGGACAGUACAAGCGAUAUGUGGACCUUGAUCGGCGAUGUUUGCGAUAAGUUCCAGGUGCCUCUUGCAUCUUUAUUCGCCGAUCAGGUGGACCAGAAUGUUGAAGUGGCUAAAGUGAUGAGCGAUAUCGCAGAACAGCUGCUGAGAAAAAAAGACCCGAAGCAAGCCCUGGAAGCAAUACUGGGGGACAGUGCCCCAAAAUUCUUUAAAUCACUUCGUGUGCCCGAUUGGACGUUGCUUUACUUCAAGCUGCAGUCCCGGAUCCCAGACCAAGGAUGGUAAACCUUGUUGAACUUUACAAAGUUAGGGCGAACUAAGGUAAAUCAUUUUAUCUUUUUAAAUCAUUUUGUAUUGCCAGUUAGUGUGUUUGAUUCAAUUGGUGAGUGGGGAAAAUCUGCCACCCCUGUAUUUAAAUUCUGGUCAACUUUAUCCGUUUCAUUUGGAGGUCAAAAUUUAUUUAAUUAUGAUAUAAUAAAACAAUAUACCGAUACAAAGUACAAAGAUAAAUAGAAAAAUAACAAACAGAAAUAUUGUUUUUCCUCUUUCUUUUUUUAUUGCUAAACUUUGUCAAGGGCAUGGCUAGAGGGGUUCCUGAGGUGCCCCUGACCCCCCACCCCCCUUUAACCUUUGUAAAAGUGUCUACCCUAUAGCAAUUGCAAAUUGUGAGGAAAACAGGUGAUAAUAAUAAUAUUUAGGUCUUCAAUGGCUAAAAUAUCACUUUAAGAAAUGCAUUUAGCAGACUGCUAAAUGCACUAUUAUGAUUUCAUAAUUCAAUGCCCAUCAUUAAGUUAGGAGUUCAAUUAAAUGAGUUUAAACUGUUUUUUUUUUUUCUGUAGGAUCAAUGUUGAAGCCCUAAUAAAGGAAAUCAAUGCCCAAAAAAAUGCCAUCAAGAAAAUGGAAUAACUAUUGAUGGAAGACACUUUAAAGUCAAAUUUACAGGUGAUUAAAUAUACUUUCCUAGGCCACUGUAGGGCCAAGGAAAAAUAUCCAGUUUAUUGCUGGAGUUCAUUUAUAUAUUGAAGUUAUGUUUAUUUUCAGAAUUACAUGUAUUUCUUUCUUCUGUUUGCUAUUAAAACAUAUAGUAUAAUAAUGAUAUUGUAGAAUACCUCCAUCUGCUGAAUUUGUAAGUGCCUAAUGUUUCACGUGAGCACUGGACUCCAGAUCAAGCAGUCUGGGUUGAAACCCUAGCCGAGGCCACUGUGUUGUGUUCCUGGGCAAGACAUUCAACUUUCACAGUGCUUCUCUCCACCCACAAAUAAUAUAAAUGUAUAUGAAUGUGUAUCAAUUGGCAAAUUUAAUGCUGGGCAGGGAUAACCCUUUUAUUGACUAGCAUCCCAUCCAGGGUGAAGUAGAAAUACUCCUAGUCCCUUAGUGCUACUGAAAUCCAGAUAAGCUUCAAUGCUGGUGGGUGACUUCUGGGCCCAAACCCAGACCUUACCUUACUUAAUAAGGGAGACAGUGAUCUGCAUUGUAAUUAUCAGUGGUGAGUGUGCUGAACUUGAGAUCUAGUGAUCUGGGUUUCAAGUCCUGGCCAAAGUAAUUGUGUUGUAUUCAUAGGCAAUACUCACAGUGUCUGAGCUCAGAGGAUUGAAAAAGUACCAGUGAACUUAAUCCUGGCAUGUAAAACCCUUUGAUAGGCUAGCGCCCCAUCCGGGUGCGCAUAGAAAUACUCUUGUCACUUCAUGCUCCUGAAUCCAAGGUAAGGCUACAAAGCCUGAUGGGCCACUAUAGGCUUGAAUGGCCCUUUACCUAUUGCUAAAUUACUGACUCCAUCACCUUAAAAAAAACAAGACUUAAGAAUCAAUUUCCUCAUUCUCUUCUUGGAUGUGUUCCUAAAGAUUGUAACCAUCUGCAUUUCUAAGUCAGGCUGUAGAAAUGCUGAUGACAGUAAAUGCAGACUGAUUAAUUAAAAUAAAAGGCAUUUUGGGAUGUGAUCCCAGAAGAAGCCUGUUAAUGGACAUUAAAAUCAUAUUUGUUAAUGUCGGAUGUGACAUUCAAGAAAAUUUAAUUAUUUGUCUUGUUUUUUUUAUGACAGUUACGCUUGAUUACAAGGCAUUGAUAAUGCUUAUCAAACGAAAGAGUGAAGGUAAUGAGUCAGAUGAAGAAAUGGAAGGUCUAUGUCAGAGAGGGUUGGACACAGAGUGCUGUGUGUUCUGUAAAGUUUUACGGGUAAGUUAUCACAGAAGUAGCCACUAAAUGUAGUUCCUAUGUCACUGGAUGUGCACAAGUCAUUUUAUAAUAGUGUUAUCACUGUAAGUUUUGGUAUAUGGGUAAUUAAAAUUCAUACCCAACUUCAACUUCUUCUUCACAGUUUUUAAUUGUAUCAAGCUUGUUAAGGAUACUAUUAUAGACAAAGUAUUCAAUUUCAAUUACUUUGAUUGUGUGCCUAUUUAUGGACGUAGUUACAAUGUUUUUUCUGUUUUCCUAUUGGUUUGUAAUCAGAUCCUUUAGUGUCACCUCACAUUUUCCAUAAGAUUUUGACUUAUUGUCCAUUGUUUGCCUUGUUUGUUAUCUUGAUUCAUAAUCUUUGGCACGAGUGGGACCGAUAUUUUAUGAUCGUUUAUAAAUCGUUGUUAACCGUAAUCCUUGGUUUCCUUGUUUUGUGGUUCCUUGAUGACGACCUGUAAAAUAGUCCUGUUACUUAGCAAACACACCUUAGCAAUACCCCUUGAAUUUUUGUCUUGUCUUGUUGCAAGCUGUCACUAUCUGGUAAACAAUAAAAUAUUUUUCUCUAUUUUAUUGCAGGGAUGUGCAUGUCCAGGGGUUGAACGUGGUGAAUCCUGUGCAGAAUGCUUUAUCAAGAGCAAGGCAAAUGUUGGAGGGUCAGUAAGCCCAUUUAAUUUUUUAAUGCAAUCAUUUUACAAGGGCAGCUGUAUGUUAUUUAUGUGUUUUUGGUUAUGUGAUUAAUUUUUUUGUACACACCUCAGACUUAAGACAUGCAUCUAUGUAUUAAAUUUUAAUUACAAAACUAUUUUCAGUAAACAAGUAUUUUAUUAAUCCCUGUUUAGCCUUCUCCAUUAUACCUUACAUUAAUUUUCUAUGGUUGUAGAUAUAAACGUUAUUGUCCUUAGAGAAACUGCAGACAACUUCCCAGGAAUUGGCUUGAUUGUAAUUGUGCAUAAUUACAAUCUGGCAUAUAAUUGUAAUUACAUUGUAUGCACAGGAGAAACUGAUAAAUACCUAAGCUUGAUAAUGUUUAGGUAUAAAAUAAAAGGUCAACUUUCAGUAAUUUUUGAUAUUACUCCUCCUUUGCUAAUAAUUAUUUUAGAUGGAAGGGUGUUAGGGAUGACUUGCUGUUUCUCCUUGAAGAAGAGUUGUGUGAUGUAAACCUAUGCACUCUUCAUUGCGAGCUGCGGAAUACAGAGCAGUGGCUAUGUUCACUGGGAAUGUUUGCGUAUGAGUGUGGGAGCCUUAAAAAUUGCAAUGCUGUUUUAGCCGAUUAUGGACCAGACAGUAUGAAGGGAAGGGACAGAAUCGUAGUAAAGACAAAGCCUGGCCAGGAAAGUGGUAUUGAGCAGCACAACAUUCAAGUGUUGUCAUUCUCAGGUAUACAGUCAUAAAUCAGAUUGAUGCAAACAGCUAUUGUGACAGUCACUUUUUCUACAAAAGACUCCAACAGAGUAAAUAAGCAUACUUCAUUGACCAUAAAAUUCAAGAAUGCUUUUUUUCCUCUCCCUCUUUUCCCUUGGCCAAGUGCUAAUACCAAGCCAAUGUAGCUAAACAAGUCAUGCAACAUAAAUACAACAGCCAACACACAACUAGGAAAGUAAAUUAUGUUGUAUUUAAUGCCAUAUCUUUAAUACCAUAAUUAAUGUAUUGUUUUCUUCAAGCUUUUAGAACAAAAAGACUAUGCCUUACUUAGUGUGGUUGUCAAAGCUAAUAACAACAACUUUGUCUUCAAUUAAUAACAAUCAUACAGAAAAAUGAAAAGCUAUAGUAACCAUAAACUAUUGUUAACUGAACAACUUUUAAUCCCCACCCCCAGCCUAAGGUGAUUUAACAACUUUAGCAGUAUUUGCUAAAGCGUGAUCUUUGUAUCGUUUUUAGGUUCAACAGAACGCAGGUUUCUCGAGAACAUUGAAGAAAUUGUCACCCAGUCACUGCCAUUAGAAAACCUGAGAAGG